This is a messenger RNA of Arabidopsis arenosa, 763 nucleotides long. NCBI's taxonomy places the organism in Eukaryota, Viridiplantae, Streptophyta, Magnoliopsida, Brassicales, Brassicaceae. The record is from the annotation of a GenBank genome assembly.
AAGCAAACUUUUGUUUUGGAUUGAACAAAAAAGGAGAUUAAUCAUAUGGAGGAAGAACAAGUAAGAGCUAUUAAGAUAAUAGUAUUUGGAGUAAUCUCAUGGGGUGUUGCCUUCAUUCUCACCCGGAGAGUCUUCUCUAGCUACUCAUUCAGCUUCAGCAACCGUCUUCUUUCCACGGCUCACGCGACAAUCGCUGUCACUUUAGCAACACUCUCUGUUCAAGAUUUGUCUUGCCCUGUUUGUCCCCUCGCUUCUAAGCCAUCUCCUAAACAGAUGGACGUGAUGGCGUUUUCGUUAUCGUAUAUGAUCUACGAUCUCAUAUGUUGUCAUUUUGAUAAAGUGUUUAGCAUUGAUAAUGCGGUUCAUCAUUUUGUUAGCAUUCUUGGUUUUAUAGCUGGACUUGCUUACCAAAAGUCUGGAUCUGAGAUCGUGGCUACACUGUGGGUAGCAGAAAUAUCGAGUCCUUUUUUUCAUCUUAGGGAGAUUCUCAAAGAGAUUGGAUACAGAGACACCAGCCUCAAUCUAGCCGCUGAUGUGUGUUUUGCCACUAUAUUCACAUUGGCGAGGAUUGUGUGUGGACCAUUUCUCGUUUACGUCAGUCUAUCAGCUGAUAAUCCCAUCUUCAUCAAGGCAAUGGGAUCAGGAUUACAACUCAAUAUUGGAGUUUGAAGGUUUAUUGUGAAAGCAAGAGUCUUUCGAAGUUUAUAAUGCAUUGUUACGUUGUUGUAUCUUCAUUAUAAGCUAAUAAAUUUAUUUUUUUGGG